AAUGUGCGACGUGCAUGUGGAGGUGAAAGUGCAGGCUGCCAUUUUUUCGAUGGAAUCUUCCUGAGUCAGACAACAAAAUAUCAACUGUGAGUUACUCCGUCACUCAUCAGCAGUUGUAGAUUAUCUGUUGGUAUAUUCAAGAAAUAUUGUACGCGAAUACUACUGGAGCUUUGUUUAUUAAAAUCCGUCGUUGAGUAUCUUAGCUCAGGGUUGGAGUGAGCUGCAGAUGGCUGCUGAGCUCGGCUAGCUAAUGGUAGCCUUGUCUGUAAACAAACACUACAGACAGGGGAAACCCUAACCAGAUCACACUUCCAGUUUGUUCAGCAGAUUUGCCCAAUAGUUCAGUAAGACAAGACGGGAUUCAACAUAAGAAACACUGAAGAAAGUCCGUCUGUACUGCACAGUAGCAAAAGAGCGCCCCAACUUCAGUUUUGUUGACGGUGUGAGUUUCUUUAAACUAGGUUGGAGCUCUGUCGGUUUAGAGCGGUUCGGGGUCGCUUGGGUCAAAGGGAAAACACAAACUCACACCGGCAUGUCAUCCUUCUCGGAGUCUGCCCUGGAGAAGAAGCUGACGGAGCUGAGUAGCUCACAGCAGAGCGUCCAAACCCUGUCUUUGUGGAUUAUCCACCACCGCAAACACUCGGCGCUCAUCGUGAGAGUGUGGCACAGGGAGCUGAAAAAAGGUCAGGUAUUUUUUUUCUGACCACCAAUCUAAUGUCUGCAGCUAACAAGGAUGGUAAAUCCACAAAGCCUAAUACUUGAGACAUACUGAUGAAAGAAACACAUAAUGGUGCUGUAAAUCUCUCUGAAGAUUGACUCAUGUUGUUGUGUCCUCCAGCUAAGAGCAGCAGAAAGCUGACUUUUCUGUAUUUGGCCAACGAUGUCAUCCAGAACAGCAAGAAGAAAGGACCAGAGUUCACCAAAGACUUUGAGUCUGUCCUUGUUGAUGCCUACUCCCAUGUUGCCAGGUGAAUGUUGUGCAGUCAAUGCCUGUAACAUAAUUCCAAGUCUCCACAAAAUUGAGACACAGAGUAACAUGUUAAUAAAAAAUGAAUUUGAUGUUUGCUUGUUAUUGAAUACAAGUUAAAAUAAAAAAAUGCAUAGAUUACACAUCAUAUGAUGAAACUGAAAACUUAUGUUCCCACUUUAAAAUAAUUGGUCAGUUUUCCACUUUGCCACAAUCCAUUUGAAAGUGCUGCAGGUUCUCUGACUCAUUCAGUGAUAUUAUGUACCGCAGAUAAAGAACUCUCCAUAUUCGUUGCACUUUUAGCAGAGAACUAAAAUUCCUAAUUGUCACUGGUUCUACACUCAGCCUCUCAUAGAGUGGUUAACCUCCUUUCAUCUUUACUCCUGAGGGACUAAGCCCCCUGGGAGUGCCCUUUUUGAAUCCUCUCAUUACUAACAUUUUUAAAAUUAACCAAAGUAGUUUGUGGAUGGACUAGAUUUUUAGCAUUACACAAUUUUUUCUACAUUUAGUCCCAACUUUUAUAAAUGUGUUGCCAGCUUUAAAUUUAAAUAAGCAUACAUUUUUCACAAAACAAUAAACGUUUUCAGUCACCACACAUGAUAUUUUGUCUUUGCACAGUUUUUAUUAAAAAGGUUUUUAUUAUUUGCAAAUUCAAAAGUAGAAUCUGCAGCGUACCAGCUUGUUAAGGAAGUGGGGUUGGAAGAUGGUAUGUUCACUGCAGCUUUGAGACUUUGUAUCUAAAUGUUUUCCUAAAUGGGGAUCUUCUAUGUAUUUGAAGGGUAAUCUUGUUACUUUUAAGCAAAGAUGACAAAGCAGAAACAAUUAACAAACCCUUGAACUAAAUUUGGGUGUUUCUGUUCACUAAAACAGAAAUGUGCCAAAAAUUCACAUAAAAAAUGAGAAAAUGCACUGGAUAUGUGGUCUUGAAACAGCCGUGGUCUGUGAUUAUUUAUUUGUUUAAUUAUUACAAAGACUGGUUAUCUAAAUUCUGUCUUUUUCUGCUAUAACUAACCCAGAGAAGCAGAUGAGAGCUGCAAAAAGCCAAUGGAGAGACUACUGAAUAUCUGGAAGGAGAGGAACCUCUAUCGCGCAGACUUUAUUCAGCAGCUCAAACUGGCCAUAGAAGAUUCUAACAGUCCCAGGCCUUCAGGUGAGAUCACUGUAGGCCACAGGGAUUUCUUCAGUGCAUUGAUACAGAAACCUCUACUCUAAUCAGCUAUGCAAUAUGUAAUUGAGAAAAGAAUGUUAUUGUUUAAAGUUAUGUGCUAUGGUAAUAAUAAAUAUUUUUAUUGUACUUCAAUUACCAAAGUAAAAUCUUUGUAGUAUUGACACCUAAGGUAUCAAAUCAUUCACCCGUAAUAGUUUUUAACCUUUUAUAUCAAUCAAUAAUUAUUGGUGUAAAUUCUAUGAUUUGACAGGCCCAACAUUGUUCUUCUUUUAACUGAUCUGUGUUGCUGCUUAUUUUAACUCUUGUAUUUUCUAGGCAUCCUCAUAAGUCUUUUGGGGCUUCUAACCUAAAAAACUUUUUAAAAAAUCUUUUUUUUUUUUUUGUUUAAACUCUCCCUAGUUCUCCCUAGUCAAAAUUCUGCACCCUAUAGCAGAAUAUCUUAACAACUUUUUAAAUAUAAAAAAAUGCUAGUAACCCUUGCAGCAAUAACUUAAAUUUUCUUUCUACGACAUUCAAACUUGAUCCUACAGAAGAGAAGAAAGCUGUGAAACGAAGUUAUCCAAAGGUCCAGGAAGAGGAUGAUGAUGAAGAUGAUGACUAUAGAAGCCAUAAUUCUCCUCACAAUACAGAAGUCUCCUCAACUCAGCCGGUAAGAUGAAUGAAAUCCAGAAGUUUACAAUAAAUUAAUUUUACAGUUUAACUACACAAAGUUCUCUCCUCACUGCUCCUAUUAUUCACCCUCCUGUCACAUGAUCUCCAUGCUGUGUGGUCUUUCAGACCGAGGAGCUUGUAAAAGCCCUGCAGGACUUGGAAAAUGCUGCAUCAGGCGAUGCAGCAGUUCGUCAGAAGAUCGCCUCCCUGCCGCAGGAAGUCCAAGAUGUAUCCCUGCUAGAGAAAAUCACUGGUAAGAUCUGAGUUCCCAACAUGAUUUGAAAAGAAUGUAGUUGACAGGUGAUACUCAUGGCUUGUGGAGAUUCAUAUGGGGUCAAAAAAGAUUAUUAUUACAAAGUAAUACGAUUCAGCUGUGAAAAAGUUAAAACAAAUAGUCAAAGUGACAGCCAAAGGUACAGUGUGUAGCAACGGGAUUGAUUAGCAAUAUGUAGAUUUUACAUUCUAGAUUGAAAUGCUUCUUUGCUCGCCCUCACCAUCAGUGAAGUGAUGGUGGUCUCCAGGGACAAGUAGUUCUUGUGAAAGAAAAUUGAUUUAAUCCUCCAGUUGAUUUUUCACCAUCAAAAAUCACAUACAAAUUCUUGUGCUCACAAUAUCUACGACUUCUUUCCCCUUCUACCUGUGUAUUUUGCAUGGCCACUCACUAAAUCCAUUAACACAAAUGCUAGCAGUUUGUCCAUUCUUUUCUGCUGUAUUUUUUUUUCAAAUUCUUUUAAAGGGGACCUGCCAUAAAAAUGUAAUUUUUGGGGUUUUGGGGGUUAGGUCCAUAUUAUGUUCGUCUUAUGUUGUAAAUGUGAAAAAAAACCAUUACGUCGUUUGCAUUCUGUAAAGGUUUAGAAUAAAGGAACGAGUAAACCAGGCCAAUUGAAAAAGCAGGUCGGUGUUACGUUGCGCCGACCUUGCUCAUUAUUAUUCACGAGCGCGUCCUUGGUGAGCCGCGCCCACUCUCUCGUUCUCGUACUCAGUCACAGCCAGAGCGAGACCCAGCUACCACUGUACCCGCUAUGGGUCUCUUCCAAACGACCGGUGUUUCCUUCGGUUCACUGCCGGGAAAAUGAACUUAAAGCUGGGCAGAAUGAAUGAGAAAACACCGCUGUAGAUCUCCGGCUUUUUCCUCAACUUCCACCUCCUCUUCGGACUCGGGUCUAAAAUAUAUGGUUUAAUACCUGCCGUUUUUAGCCUUUAGCAUAAGGUGACCAGACGUCCCCGAUUUCCGGGGACAGUCCCCGUAUUGGAUGACCUGUCCCCGGCAAAAGCUGUCCCCGAAAAUGUCCCCGAUUUAAGCGUUUCAUGAAUGAGAGCAAAAAUGUUGCGUGUGGGCUCGAACAACGGUUAUUACAGUAGCCGAAUUUAGUUGGCAGUCCUGAACAACAGUUCUUACGGGGGUUAUUACAAGGGGCAUGCGCUGCUACCAAAUAGUACCGAGACUUUGUCUGUGAUCACACAGCCCCUGCAGCCCCUGCACCGCCGUCGCCGCCGCCGCAUCGAAUAUCCCCGGAUAUCAAUACAGACAUCUGGGCAGCAUACUUUAGCACACAUUAGCAUAUGCUAUUAGCAUUAGCAUAAUAACAAUGGAUAAACCGAAAUCCGAACCUCCACUGCUGAGCCAAUCAGAGCACAGCAGGCUUCACAGCAGCGAUCCAAUCAGAGCAAAGCUCAUUACCAUAAAUGUUAAUGAGCCAAAACCAGUUGGUUUUCCUGUAAGGUUUUUUAGGCAUACUAAAACAAACCAUCAAAUAACUUUUCAGCUAAAAUUAUGUUGCAAACAUGAUCAGAGGACAUCAAGGAUUAUGAAAAAAUGAUAAAAAUGGGUAUGAAAUUUUGGUGGCAGGUCCCCUUUAAAGUUUUGUUUUUUUUAGAUAUAGACAGAAGUGGGUGAUAAAGUCAAUUCAUGCAAAAGGUAAUUGUUUUAGUUCCACCUGCAAUUUACCACAGCCCCCACCCCUAAGGAAGUUUCCCAUGUCAAGUAUACAUAAAUAUACACAGACACACCCACAUACACAUUCACACUUGCACUAUUACAAAAAUAAUGAAUAAUAAUAAAAUAAAGAAUAAAGACUUGAAUAAGAAAUGAAAAUUUGUACAUCAAUGUAAUCCUUUAUUUACCCAUGUUAUCAAAAAUAACUCCUAGGUCAGACAAUAUAAAAAGUAUUGUUUAAAAGGGAUGGUCAAAUGUUUAUGUUAAUGAUGGGUGUCAUAUGAUACAGAGUCUGUAGUCACUGACGGAGCAAUUGUUUAGAUUUUUAAAAAGUUGCUUUAUGUUAUGAAAUUCCAUCUUAUUUUACCCAUGAAAUGUGGUGAUCCAAAGAAUGUUUUUCAAUGUCAAGUUAAAUCCAAAAAGUAGCCAUGCCACAAAAGAAAAUAAAGGACCCUGAAUCAAAAUGUGUCAAAAUGUAGACAAAGAAUUUGUGUUGCUGUACGGCUCUUUCUAAAGUAGCUUUUCUGCAGGGCAGCUUUUGUGGAAUGGGGAACACUCCUGUGUCAGUGCAAGAGACUCAUUUGAAGUAGACCAAAACAGUUUUCAUAUUGAGGUGAUUAUGCACUUAUUUAAACACCUAUCCAUCCAGCUAACCAUACAAUUAAAUAUACUACGUAUCUCUUGGGGGCUGAAGGGGACUGGAGUCUAUCCCAGCUGUCUUUAGGCAAGAGGCAGGGUAAAUCUUGCGUAGGUUUCCAGUCUAUUGCAGGUGUUACAGUAAGCGGAACAGACAAUGGUUCACACGCACACACUCACACCUGCAGGCAGUUUAGAACAGCCAAUUGUCCUGACAUACCAAACACACGUACAAAUAUUGUAUUUUAUAUAUAUUGAAGUCUGUUCUCCCUAAGGCCACCAAAUACUGCACACUGAACCUCAACAGUCAAACAAGGCAAGGAGGGAUGAACAGUAAACGAGGCAUUGUAGGCAAUUUUGAAAGCAAAUUACAAACAAUAGACUUUAAACUCAACUUUUAUUUACAAUAACCAGCUACAGUUAGAACAUUUUAGCAACUCAUAGCACUAUUCAUCAUAUUUGUGUGCUAGUUAUAGUUAUUAGGUUUCAUUCACAGAGAAUUUUCAUCAGUACAAGUUAUAAAACAAUGCAAGUUGACUAAAUAGGUCCAUGUACUAAAUGAAAGAUAAAACAAAUCUUAAGAAUGCAGAACACAAUUGUGAAGGUGAGUGCUAACAAAGAGGUUUCAAAAAGUACUCAUAAUCAAAUGUCCUCUCUCGACUUAAACAAACCACUAUGUCACCAAUCUAGACAAGGAUGCAGCAGACAAGCUAUCAAAGACAGUGGAUGAAGCCUGUUUACUACUGGCAGAGUACAAUGGUCGACUGGCUGCAGAGCUGGAGGACCGCAGGCAGCUGGCUCGCAUGCUGACUGAAUACAUCGGCAGCCUGCGAGAGGCACUGAUGGAGAGAGAGAAGAAACUAGAGGUAAGCACCGUCCACACAAAUAUUACGAAAAACAUUAUACGUAAGACUAUGACAAACACUUGUUUGGGGUCCUGUUUUUAAACCCUCUCAUAUAAUGAGUGUUGAGCUCCUUAUUAUUACAUCAUUAUUUGAUGAAAUGACUGAAAGGUAGACAGUGUGGUGGGUGAUAAACAUAUGAACCAGAAACUCCUGUAAAAUUCAGUGUGUAACAUGUCUUUCUAAUAUCUUUUGUAAUCUGAAAAGUAUACUAUAUCUUUUAUACUCCUGCAACCACUGGACCACAUCUAGGGCCUAGUAAAUAGGGAGGUGGACUCGUCUGGCAGCAUCACUUUUCAUCAGCUUGUCUUGGCCUAUUCACAGUCAUGCAUAAAGUUAACUAUUAAGCAAAUAAACCUUGAGGAGUGCAGGUUUUAAAAGACUCCAAAUUAAGAUAAGUAACCAACAGAUGGGGGUGGUGCAAGUCUCCACCAAUCGGUGAUGGGCAAUGGAUCAGGCCAUUCCUUUCAACUUUUAACUGUACUGUAGGCUAAAGUUAACUUUCACGUGGGUUGCUGCUACGCAUCUGCACGGAGACUGCAUGUUGCAUGCAGUGGAAGUCUUCCACUUCUUGUCAUCUUGUUUCCCCCGGAGCCCCUCCUAAAACAUGCUGUGUGUAAUCCUGGUCUUACUGCUCAUGUUUUUCCGCACUACUUGACUUGGAGUAAGUUUAUAAUUUCCUUAAAUUUAUCAGAUGGCAAAUACCAAACUGUUGUUGAGCGCUUGAACACAACCAAUCAGAGCAGCAUUAAGGGCUCUAUUUUCAUGCUUCGCCGUCGACGUGGUGCAGGUGCAGCGCAGGUCUGCCGCGCCGGUCCGCCGCGCCGGUCCGCCGCGCCGACAAGGCAUUCCCAAGCACAAUUUGGUAUUUUGGUGAGCGGCGCAGCACGGCGUAAGUAUCCCCCGUCCCCAGCUCAGCUCCUUUCAGCGGCGUAAGUCGUAUGGAGGGAGGAGAGAGGGCGUGGAGUGGGUUUAACACAGCCGAGAUCUGUAUUGACCAAUGACAUAAGCACCUCUCCUCACCUUUGAAUCCGCCACUGGAGAGGGGUAUUACAAUUUUCGUGAAGUAGUCAAAGAGAUCAAGAGAUGUCUGAAGACAGCAAUGCCACACGAUGGCGACAGAAGGCAGCCCCUUAACAAGUGUCACUGUAAGCGCUGCAGAGGGUGGCUGCACACUGUCUCGUAUAAGCACAGAUGGAUUUGGUGUGUGUAAUGUUGUACCCACUGGUAAGACAAACACCCUUUUCCACAAAUAAAGACACUCAAAUAAAGUUGCAUAAAUAAACCUCAUGUGACAAAGGUGGGUUGAGCGCACAGAUCACAACAUAAAUUCCAAUAAUGGCAUUAAAAUCGGAACCAUCUGUGCGUAAAUGACGCAUCGCGCUCCGUGGCCUGGCUCUUUCUUUCAUAGAUGUUGGCAUAUAAAAUAAAUUUGGCUCACAAAACUGAAUAUUAUAAUAUCCGUAUGUAGGCUUAAAGUAAAUAACUCAUCUGAGCACUGAAACAAAUUAUCUGUUCAGCCGCUGCAGCAGCAGCUGCAGUAGCAGCUGCAGCACGACGGGGAGAAGACACGGAGACCAGGUGGAGCUGCGUGAGAAAUAAGAGGAAGAGGAAGAAAGAAAAGGAGGCAGACGAAUUACAGAUCUUGUUCACUUCAUCGUGUGGGUUUAUUUACUAGAUAUUUAAUUUAAUUUAAUGCGGUUUCAGCUGUGAUAAUUCGAUCAGGUUGAGUGUCCAAACGCGUGCCGAACGUGCUCAUCAGAUCAGGUAUAGAUCAGAACAUAUCGAUAUAGAUCUGAAUGUAUGUGCUGACUCAGAUUAUUAGUUGUUGUUGAUUAUUUAUUGCACUGAAAUCUGCCUGACACUGUGGAAACCUGCCUGUGAGACAUCGGUGACGUAUGCCGAUACACCGCCGGUCUACCAAAAUACCACUAGACCAGCUGCACUCCGCCUGCACUGAAAGUUGACCAGGUUUGAAUCGGCGAGCUUUCAGCGCACUUUUCACCUCAGUGGUGAGCACGAAAAUGUCAGUGCACCAGCUGAUUCUGUCGACACCUCCCCUCUGCCACACCACCAUGCCCAGCUUGGCGGACCUCGGUGCGCCUCAGUCCAUGAAAAUAAUAAAUAAUAAAUGAUAAAAUAAUAAAACUGGCUGUAAGCAAGGCUACACCAGACGAAAAUACCACUGCGCGGGGCACGCCUACCCUCCGCUGUGUCGCCAGUGGACACGAAAAUAGAGCCCUAAGUGUUAAACUGAACUGGUAGGUAGCAAGUCCAAGGAUCUUUUCUAAUGGCUAAAACUUCAUUUCCGUGUUUAACUCUAAAUAUGUUUUAUUUGACUUGAGCGUGGUCUAAUUUGUUGAUUACUAACAUAAUGGUCUCAGCCAUUUUGUUUGGGCACGAAACGCCUCACUGCUGAUUAAAUUUGCCCAAUAAUUGUUCAACCUCUUCUUUGCCUGACCUGAACCAGGGGCCAGACUUAUGUGCCAAGUCAAAUAAAGCACUUCCUACCUGACAGACAUUCUUUAGUUUGAACAGUUUUCAGUCAUAAUAAGAUACUAUUUGUUACUUACUGAGUCUGUUUACUCUCAAUAGUAUCUUCAAAUUAAGUGGUUGAUAAUCAAAAGUUUCUUUUUUAUGAAUCUUUAAAAUAAUUUCAGAGCUACAUAUUCUGCACCACAAGUGUCCAACACAUGCCAGAUGUUUAGGCAAAAUAAAAUCUCAAAGCAUGAUAAUUUAAAUGUGUAAAUAAGUGAUCUUCUCAGGUGCUUUGUCAUCUUGUUAUUUUGGAAUUUCCCCCUGUUUGGACUAAUAAAGGAAUAUCUGAUUGUGUUCUCUGUAGGAGUACAAACAGAAGUUAGCAAGGGUGACCCAGGUAAGGAAAGAGCUGAAAUCACACAUCCAGAGUCUCCCUGACCUCUCCCUUCUCCCCAAUGUGACCGGGGGUUUGGCCCCACUCCCCUCUGCUGGAGACCUGUUCUCCACCGACUGAGACAUGCCCAGACAGAAUACUUCCCUUGCUCCUCAACAUCAAAAUACAGUACCAUGUUUGACUCUAGCUGUGUCUUUGACCAGAGGACACGUGGUCAACCCUUUAGGACAAAAGGGUGAAAGGGUCAUUCAAAGACAGUAUCGGAGGGCUGAAAACACUCAGCAGAGGAAAACAGAAGCCCUGUCAGCUUGGAAAUCUUCCAGCCUUUUGUUAUUGACGAGGAUUCCACUCCACCAGCUCAGAAUGAAUUUGUUUCCUGUUUGCUAUUAUUUUUUAAAUGCUGGAAAUCUGAGGGAUCUAGGGGGGAUGGUUGGGGUAAAGAAGCAAAACUUAGAUCAAUGUUAGUUUUUGUUACAUGUCAACAAAUGUGUAUGUCUGUGUGUUAUGUUGAGAUUCAUAAAGCAGAGAUGAGCUGUUUGCUCUCGUACAUGAUCACAACUCUGUGAAGAGGAUCUACUGCCCAUUAGUUUAAUUUUUUGAUUUUCAGUUGGGAGCUGUCAUGCAUACACAGAUUGGAUGUGUGGGUGCGGUCUCAGUACGUUCCAUGAACAUGUCACAAAAACUGUGAUUAAAGACGUAUGGUUUUGAGGCUUGGACACCUAGUUUAUUACCCACUUUGGUUUUCUUGUCACAGCUAGUAAGUGUUUUUCUUCUUGGAAGACUAACACUUUGUAAUUCCAAGUGGCCAUUUUCCAUGUUUUUAUUUGGACAGAUGCUUUAACCAUGAUAGGGAUAAUUAGGUCAUAAGUGUGUACCAGACAGGGUUUGAGUUUUACAAAAUAAUUCUGAGGAGUUUUUGUAAAUAGUUCUUGAAAAAACUUGUUUUCCAAUAAACUGCCUUGUCUUGAAGCACAUACAAGAAGUUUCCAUUUUGUGUGGAUUUGCGAGAGACAAAUCACGUUUACAGGAUUUUCAGGGUGGUAAUGUCGUUUCUUUUGGGUCUUUAAACAUAUAGCAAAGUGAUGUGGUUGCUCAGCAGUGGCAAUUCCGUUGAUGAGGCUGGUUGAUAUUUCCCUGAAAUUUUAUGCCUUUUAAAAAAAUCUGUAAAAAAGAUGCCCUUAGGCCCAUUCAUCGCUUAGUCUGUGCUUGUAAGGUACUUGGACACAUUUUUGAAGUUUUUUUGUUUUCCUCUUUCCUAAUCUUCCCUUGUAUUGGAAAUGCAAAAAUAGAGAAAAUAAAACCAAUCUACUUCUUUUUUAACUCCUAAAGGCAUCCUACCAAGAUGUUCAAUGGAAAAGGUAUGCAGGGGCCUAUGAGGCUCAGGAAUCGUUGCUGAUAUUUGGUGGAGGCAGGGGUCGGCAACCUUAAACACUCAAAGAGCCAUUUGGAACAGUAUCCCACAGAAAAGAAAACAGAGGGAGCCACCACAAAACCCCCUUGACAUCUUAAAAUGAAGAUAACACUGCAUAUAUCGUUUUUUUUAACCUUCAUGCAAACUAUAUAAAAACUAUAGUGUGUUGCAUUUAUGAAAUAAAUGGACUGCUGCCGAGAAAAAAAUAAAGAAAUUCUGCAGGCCAACAAAAAUAUUUUGCACAGUUUAAACUUACCUUAAAGACCCACUCUGAUGAAAAUCAUGUUAUUCUUGUUGUCUACAUGUUUGUAUAUCAUUUUUCUGAUGCUACAGGACAAAUCAUGCGAAUAGUAAGUGCAAAAUUGUAUUUCUGAGUAUUUCUGCAUUCAAAUCACAGUGAACCUCCGGCAGACCCAAACGACAGGCUCAGACACAUUUCCUACAACUGCAACACUACGCAGGACACACUUGGAGGAGUAGAGGACGAUUGCAGGAACAAGCGUGUGCGUUCAAUAAAAAUCCCUGUUUCACUGAACAAUGUAGGAUAUAUAUUUGCAAAAUAAUUGCCAAUUAAAAUGUUAAAUUUACUUCCACAUCAGGGCUGUGUGACGUCACCUUCAUCUUCAGAUUUUACUCCAGAGUGGAGUAAAACUAAAGAAAAUUGUUUAAUACCAUCAAGAGUUCAUAGCCAAAAAAUAUAGCCAUUGAGGAAAUUUCAAAGUUAGUGUAUAUUAUGGUUAUUUGUCAUUGAAGACAAGUGAUCUACAAUACAGUGUGCAAUAAUGAAAACCCAAAGAUUAGACAAAAAUCAUUAUGCACCUGUAGUCAACAAGUGCUGCUGUCACUUUUAAUUUGAAUGCUUAUGAUUUCCUUUAGUUUUGUGUUUGUCAGAACAUUGUGUGUUGCCCAAUUUAUCUUGGUAAUAUUUCCCCCACAAUCAAUGCUACUGAUAAAUAUUUGAUUAAAAUAAUGUUGGCAGCCGGUAAAAAGGCUAUUACAAGAAGUUGGCCAUUGAAAGAGCCCCCAACUAAAGAGUAGUGGAUUGUAAUUGUGAAAGAAAUAUACGACAUGGAAAAACGGACCUUUUCCUUGAACCUGUGCACGGACAAAUUCACCAGGCUAUGGAGGAAAUGGACAGCUCAUCUUGAGUAAGUGACAUUUUAUCACAACAGGAGGCAAUUAAUGACAGUGAAUAAUGAAUGUUCAUUUUUCUUUAUUUUCUUUUAUGCUUGAGUACAGUACACCCUACUGUCCUAUUUGAUGUGCUCCAUCAGUGCUGUUGGGCUCUAGAGAAAGAAUGUUUCUAGAAUGAAAUGUAUGCAUUGUUACAAUGAUUCUACUCUAUUUUUCCAUCUGUGCCUUUUCUUUCUCAUUCUUUUCCAGUUUGUUCCCCUUUCUUUCUCUCUUUCUAAGUAUUUUGAAAAAUGAACGACCUCAUAAAAUAAAGUUAAAAAAAAAAUUUGCAUUAUACACUAUGACAGAUAUAUUUCAUUUCUGUAUUAGGGCUCAUAUUACAUGGCUAAAAAUAUAUGCGCAUUUAUAAAUAAAAGCUCCCUUCCCUCGACAUAACUGUAGUUAAGUUAAAAAAAAACAAAAAUGAACAGCAUCAACUUUUAAGGAUUUAUGUGUAAUGGCUCAUUCCUUCACCACAACCUCGAUGGAGCUCUUGAUGUUGUGCAGUUUGUUGCAAUCAAAGUUUACCAGCAGUAUGCUGGAGCCAGCAGUGGUGGGACUGAACUCAAUGCUGGCCAUGGCUUUCUGUUUUGGGCCCACAGCUCCAACUCUGCAGAAUCAAACACACAGACAAUAAGCAAUGUCAGCCAAAGUGUUGCAAUUUUUUACUGAUUGUAACAGCAAAUCUAUGAAAAGUGCACAAGAAAAACCUCAUAAAUGGAGUGAGGUAGGGGCACAGAAAUAAUAUAAGUCCCCUCACAACAGUAGAGCUGGUGUUCACUUACAAUUUUGUAAUGAGUUUGCCAUCAGUAAUUCCAACCCCUUCUACAGAGAAGCUGCAGUCCUGAAGGGUUUCUGGUAAGGGGUUCAACAAGCUUAGCUCUGCUGUCAAAGGCUGAUUGAGUCUCGCAUCUCCAAUCAACUGCAGAGAAACAGGUUUCAUCAGGUCACAACAGAGGAUUAUCAUUUUGCCCACAUCUUUUGACCAAACCUAUUUUAAUGUGAUUAAAGUAAAUUCACUGAUUGAGAAUUGUAAUUAAAACUAAAACCUUUUGUCAUUGCAGUUUAACAUACAAAAAAAACCAUACUUGGAUUACCAGUUCAUAUAGAAAAGGUCAGAUCUUCAGUUAAUUUUGAAAAUCAGUACAGCUUUUGACUGUUCGAUAUGCAGCAGCCAUAUUUUGAAUAUAUACAUAAAAGUAAUAACACAUAAAGGUUGUGUAGUUUGAAUUUAUUUGCUCUGAAUUCUUCAUACUGGUCUGCAUUCUGCUAAGGUGUAAAAUAAACAGCAUUGCCUCAGGUUAUACUGCAGAAUAUAUUUAAUGCUUGAAAAUGCCUGUUUUUCACCAAUUUAUUAUCCAUACCUUUGUCUGAAUGUCUGGCUCGUCCAGCACAAUGGUCUUCUCAGCCUUAUUGUAAUGUAUGUUCUGCUUGUCGAUGGUGAUGGCUGACAGCUGGAUCAACCUAUCAGAAGUGAUUGCUGAUCCAUAACUUUUAUACUCCAGUUUGAGGGACAGAUGCUUUUCUGCAAAAUCAAACAAUGUGAAUCAAGUUUCAAAAUAAUUAUAGUGCAUGUUUAGCAUGUUCUGUUUAUUCAAUGGUUAGAGCUAACCUUCACCAGAGGCCACCUCCAAUUUGUCUGAAGCAAACCCACAGCUCUCUCCUUGUCUUCCAUUGUAGCUGACAGCUCUGGCAAAAAACAAGAAGGUGCAGGUCUUGGCCUCCUCACAGUUAUUAGUGAGGACAGCGUACACUUCAAAGUCUGAACCCACCAUCAUGUUAUCAGCCAGUCUGAUCUGCAAUGAGAAUUAUAUAUAUAUAUAUAUUUUUCAAUCCACAACUUCAGAAUAAUAAUAAUGCAUGGUAAUAUUUUGUAGGUUUUGACCAGGAGCAGGUGGUUCUUUGGGUAUUUGGUAUUUGGAAUAAGCGAACUAAGCGCCAGCCAGUAGGGGGCCCUCAAGAGCGAUCAAAAAAAUAUACAUUUGAAUAUUUUUUUUUUUUUAGUUUGUAUGAGUGAUGCUUUCUGAUGAUCAAAUAUAUAUUAUUGUGAAAAUAAAAUAAAACCAAGUAAAAACAUUUUAGUGCUGCUGCAGAUGUAGGCCUAUAAUUCUUACUGCCAAUAUGUCAAAGCUCCGCCACCGUAAUGUGCCUAAUGCUGUGCAAUGUGCACUGAGCAUCCAAAGCUCAGGUAGCUGUGGGGUAAAACAAUGUCGCAAAAAAGGACAUGUCCAUCAGGAGCAGAGAAAAGAAAGAGGAAAAAGAGAAAAAACGCCAAGAUAAAGGUAUGUUUGCAUGUCAUGGAAUGUUCAUCAAAGAGAUUUGUGAAGGUGUGUGGCAGAAAUAAAGGGCCCCAAAAUCUAAUUUUGCUUAGGCCCCCAUUGAGGCCCGAGCCUCAAUGAGUAUUUAAUUAAAUCUUUAUUCCUCUAUUUUUACAAAUUACAUUUGCCAACACAAAUGCAAUAUUUGCAUGCCAGUUAGCAGUAUUUCUGUGUCAUUCUGUUCAAAUAUUUUUUUAUUUUAAAACCCCAUGACUUCUGUCCUGUUUUACAAGGCAUGACUCUUUAUCCAAUUCUCUUCAUAUAGUCGAUCAGAGAGAAACUUUGCACAGCCAAUACUGCCUUCUGAGAGUUCUUCUAGUGUAUUAAAACUGUCAUUUGUCCACAGUUGAUCAUGUUCAUAAGUUAAGCCACCCCACCUACUGUGUGAAGAAGCUUUUUGAAUUAAUUACUGCAGAAUUAAUUUAUUGUUGCAAUAGCAGCACUAAACCUCCUCAAUUAUUAUUAGUAUUUCUAUGAAUAUUAACACCUUGAGGUGAAGCCCUGGCUCUUCUCCUUUCUGCUGUAACUUGUUGUGGUGUUGAGCCUUCUCAUACACUCUCCUUUCCUCCUCUGUACCUGUAAACCAUCAAAAUCAAACAGAAUUUACAGAGUUUUGUUUAAGCUAACAAAAAGGAAUAAAAAUACACAAUUUCCUUCUAAGACUGCUAAGAGAUAAAUAAUUCGAGCACGAAUAACAAUGCAGAGACUUCAAAAGAUGCACAAAAGUAUACUCCAAGAAGUGUGUGCGUCUGUAUGUCUGUGCACUCUGUAAUACCUUCUGCAUAUUUGUACUGAUGUGUGAUGUCAUGCCGCUCGUCUGAGCCAACUGCUUUGGUGCUGAUGAAGCGUCCGACAGACUUAGUUGAUCCACUGAACUUGACAAACUCUCCACUCGUCAAUUGCACCAAGUCCACAACAUCUGCAUUGACCUGACCCCAUACACACAAAAAAAGAGAUAAUAUAAAACAAUAGUGGCUAGAAAGGCAUUCCAGGAAGCAGUCAUUUGGUGGAGGACAGCAGGUAGGAAAAGCAGUUUAAGGAAACCGCAAGAGCAGAUAUCUCUUCAUAGCAGCACAGUAUCAGUUAUAUUCAGAACACAGAAUAUGACAGCCCCCGUUUGAUGGAUUUGCUCGGUCAGGCCUUGUUACACAUUUAACCUCAAAACCUCAAGUCAACACAGUUAAAGAAAAGGAUGUAAAUGUUUGAAUUUUCUCUUUCAGUGUUGUACUAAAUUCAUCAAAAAAUCACCUCAGCAAAAAUAAAGGGAGCAUCAUACUUCUUUGUCAGCUCUCCCUCCUUGAUGGCCUUCAGAGGAGCUGGUCCACAACAGAAAACACCUGACAGAAACCAACAAAUUAACACUGGACUCACUUAAAGGUACAGUGUGUCGAAUUUAACAGCAUUUGGCAGAACAGAUUUAGUAGAAAUGGAAUAUGGUAUUCAUAAGUAUGUUCAGAUCAAUGUAUUAUGUCAAAGUCAUUUUGUUUUUUGUUAAAAUAAAAUGAGCCUUUUAUGUAUACAAAGGUGUGGGUCCUUUUCCACAAUAGCCAACAUCUUGCACUUAAGCAGUUGUUACACACAGUGAUAAAUUUAAGACUUGAGCCAAUUGAACAAAUAAAGCAACAUCUAAUGCUGAAAGUUACAGGUGAGCUGGAAGACCAGUUUAAGAGUUCUGGGUGUUGUCUUACAAACAAUACCCUAAUACCCAAGAUGGCCAACACAUGAGACACUGUUUUUAUUUGGGUAAUAUCAUUCAAAUGUCAGGAGUCGAUUCUCUUUUGUAACAAAAGAGCUUUACUUGAAAGAAAAGGUGUCAUAAGGAAAAAGAAAUAACCCCAUGUGUGCAUUUACCACAUAAACCCUGUUUGUGCUGUGUCUUGAGAUGAGUUAGAGGAACUUACCAACCAAAAGUCAUAUGCCAUACCAUCCAAAAAACCUGUGACUACUGUCAGGAACAGAUGCAAACCACUGUGGUUAAAAUCCUAAGACUCAGCAUGCAGUGUUGUGACCCUGCAUGCUCAGUUUUGAAAGAGUUGCAGUUAAUUGUAACUGUUUUGUCCUCACUGUGUAACUGGUUUGGCCGUAAGCAUGACAAUAAUCAGUUUGCAAUAUCAAAUUUAGGACUUACAUUUCCACACCCAAACCUUUUUUUUAUGUGUUUGAAAACACAGUAUAGAACAACAAUUUAGAUUUUACCAUCACUUCUCUCCUGUGGGGUUGGGUCACUGGCUUGCCACCCAUCAUACUCUGUUCCCAAGUCAGGACGAGUCAUCCAGCUGUCCACCCAGACAUGGAAAUUCCUGGUAAAUAAAUUUUUUUUCUUGGAUUAUUAAGAAAAUUCAUUAAAGUUUGAUUUUUUUGUAACAGAUACCCAUGAGUCUCAUACCUUUGGAGCAUGGAGAGCUUGAUAACUUACCAAACCGAAUCACCUCCGGAAAUUCUCUCCCCAUUUUCAUCAUACAGGUUCUCAAUAUACAAGUUGGCAUCUGAAUCGUGAGCAGAUCCAAAGUUAGUAACCACUCGACAUGGGAUUCCAAGGGCACGGGACACUGGAAGAGGAAGAAGAGUCACACUUCAUCAAGUCUGCUAUCUAAAGCGUACACUUGAGAUGGUGCCUGUCAUCAAAGACUUGCAAUAAAGACAUCACACAAAAAUAUCACGUGACAGAUGGCUUUACAUCCACAAGAUUAGGCUCUAAAUUUAAGGUUCAGUUAAAAAAGUUGAGCUUGAAGUUGCAACUUGGAAGAUACUCAAACCUGUGCAUGCAACAGCAGCGAAAACCCAACAUUGUCCGUAGUGGACAGGGCCACUUUCUGCCCAUUUGCGCAAAAUUGCCCCACUGCCAGUCCACGUUCCUGGAUGAACCCCAUCGGAAAAAUCCUCCCAUUCUCCAACCAGAACCCCUCUGUCAUCAAAACUGUUGAUCUAUGGACACAGACAGAGGAAAGAUGGACAAAAGUUGGAAGAGAGAAAAGGAAAUUUGAGGUUUUAGUCUGAACAUGCUUAUCAUCAUUGAAAUAGGACAUUCCUCUAUGUCAUCAGAUUUUCUAUGGACUUCUAUCAAAUUUACUGAGAUCUGACUUUUGCAGAGUUAAAAUAUUUAGAAAAAGAAACAAAGAACAAAUUCAACCAUUUUCUAAAAAAUGUAUCACUACAGGAUUUGCCAUUCUGGCAAUAACAAUAGAAGUCCCAACAAAAAUAUUAUAAUUCAAAUCCAAAUGUUUCAACCUAUUUUGUCUUGAGAACACCAGUUGGAACAGUCAAAUACUUAACCACAAGUUUAAGUGGCAGGUUAUGGAGAAAACUAAUGACUUCAAACAAGUCUAAAAUGUGAAAAAAUUUUCAACAUUUGUGGAAAACUCUUAUUGCACAGAGUGAACAGCAGCGGCAGACUCACUGUCUGAUGUCAGGCAUACGUGACUGUGCAUAUCUAAGCCCCAAUCUUGAAGGAAAUCCCUCAUGUGGAACCUAGUUCAGUAACAAGCUGCUCACAUCUUUUUCAUUACCUUGGGCCAUGUUUGUUUGUUAUCUGCUCUGUGUGGGCUAUGGCUGCGAUUCCGUUGCUCGCGCUUACAUCAUCAACUUGCAUUUAUCGUAUUUAUCAUGAGUUGGCCAAAUAUUUAUUCACAGAGGAUUUUUCUGAUGAUAUAUCGUGAAUGAUAAUUCAUCAUCCAUCCCUAGAGUCAACCCACCAAUAGUUAACUUAUGUCAUUCACAUACACUCAUACAGUAAUGGCUGUGCCUUUGAUAGGCUAUUUUGACGCCGAGCAUCUUUCCCGAGGACACCUAAGCUGACUGAAGGAGCUGGGAAUUAGGCCCACAGUUGCCAGCAGUUUCCCUGCAAAACAGUAACCCUAUAAAGAGGUAUACUGAGGAGUGUUCUGGUGCACCCAGUGCAAGUUCAUAGGGGUACCAUUGUCUUUCCUGUGCAGUUAUUGCAGAAUGGCCAUUUGCUCUAAUUUUUUUGGCACUAACCCUUCAGUCAGCCUAUACGCAUACCUACCAUGGCACUCAGCACCCUGGUCACAUAGAUGGGAUUUCUCCUGGCAGAGCAGUCCAUGUCAGCAUCAGAUACAAAUUUGGGGUUGUCGUCCAGGAUCUUGAGACAUAUAUCAAGUAUCCCUGAAUUAAACUGUUAGAUAAACACAUAGUGAAGUUAGCAGCAGUAGAGAUUAAAGGUGAACUCUGCAAAUUUUGAUUUGUUAUAUUCAGUUAAUUUUGUAGUAAAAACUAAUGAAUGACAAAUGUACCAGAAUAUAAAAUUGUGCCCUGUUGAUGAAUGAAUAAGUACUGUACUUAGAAAUUGUGAGAAGUUUUAAAAACAUCUUGUGUACCUGUCCAAAGUUCCAGGGUGUCCCUUUGAUUCGUUUAUGUGUCCCUCUGUAAAUCUGCCCAUGUUGCUCUAAAACAUACUCCUUCCUCUUUGUCUCGCUCCGCAUAUAAACUGCAUCUUCUAAGUGAGUCAAUGAAAAGAACCAUGCAUAUUAAGAAAAGCAAGACUGCAUAUGUAACAGAGAUUUUCUGAUUACUUAAACAUGUAUUUGAUGAUAUGAUAUAUAAGUGGCAUGAUAUAUUUAAUGCAUUUUUAAACGAUUCUACAUUGUACAUGAUCUAAAAGAAAGACAAAGAGAUAUGAUUUUUUUUUAAAAAGGGUGUGAUGCACAUAGACGUCGGAACUGGGGGGGCGCACCCACUCCCAUCCACUCCCUCCGCAGCCCUUCGGCCUCCCUACCUGCAGCAUGACGCUUUAAAAAGAAUCUAAAUUUAAACUCAAUUUGUCUUACAUUUAUCUCUUUCAUAAAAUAUACGAGGCAUAGAUGUAUGUGAUGUGCAUCGACAGUUCAGUGUGAUGUAGGCUAAACAAAUUACAAAAACAUGACUCUUGUUUUGCGGGCAUUGUUUUUUUUAUAUGUUUUCGCGCGCAUUGUUGUUUUGAUCUGUUAACCUAAUGGCACAAGCAAUGCAAGUUCAUGGAAGAGAGGAGUGUGUGAGGCUGGACGUGGUGCGCUUAGAGGUGGAGCAGCGUUUUGAUCAGGAGGGACUCAACCUAUAGUUGCAGGGCAAGAGCAGGCAUGUGAGAGACCGACAAUGACCAAAAAGUUAUUACGUUUAGGGCUCAGAAUCUUUUUACAUUAUCGAACAAUUACAUUUGGGGUUUCAUUACAUUUUUAAUGAAAUUUUGAGUCAUUGGUACAUAUCGGUCUCCAACAAGGUAGUUCUUGAGGCGGCUGAGGGGAAACUGGUUGAUGUGGGUUACCCGGAUCUGACUCCCAUUUCCACGGGAGAAUCAAUCAAUCAAUCAAUCAAUCAAUCAAUCAAUCAAUCAAUCAAUCAAUCAAUCAAUCAAUCAAUCAAUCAAUCAAUCAAUCAAUCAGCUAAGCCUUGAGCUGGACAUACUAAAGGAUAUGCCAUAUCUGUCGCGGCAUCCGUGCGCUCUUUCUCAGCCCCGCGCAGAUUAAAACCUGGCUGCGCAACACCAUUACGCAGGAAAGACAAACGCAAUUGUCCAUUAUGAAUUAUCUCUAGGUCAACUGAGAGAAGGUCUACUUUAGGUAACGUGUGAUAGCCCUGAGUCAGGGGCGGAAACUGUUAUUUUUUUUUUAAAUGAAUGCUGUUAUGUUCCUUAAAAUGGUUGAUUUUUUUAUCAAAGUUUCAUUUUCCUAGCAAUAGAAAUGCUGUGUUCAUCCAGUUUAGUUUUAUUACGGUAUAAAAUAACUUAAAUUAAAUCCUGAAUCACUGAUAAGUGUGCGUCUUUGCCCCCCUCUCAUAAAUAGCUCCGACUUACAUGGUGGCGCAUGACCAUACACAUACACAUCAAAAAUAUAUACCCUUUUGAGCAAACUUACUGGGGCACCAAGUAUUAAAUAGCAGGGUGAACUCUCCCAAACUGGUUUUCUGCCCUUCCUGAUCCAGAGUCAGUGAAUAGACCCCAACUGGGGCAUUGGGUGAGGAACAGAUAGAUACGGACACUUUGUUUGCAGAGGAAUCGUUGGUGGCGGAUGCGCUCCACUCAGUAUCCACAACAGUGUCACUCAGGCCAAAGGAAACCUUGGUGUCUGAUUCUUUUCUGGGUAAUGGACCUUGAGAGACAGAAGGGUGGGAAUAUAAAAUCUAAAACUAGAUAAGGGAAACACAAAUCCUCUUGUACACACCAAAGAUGCACCCUCCCGUCCCUUUACAACUUAUAACAUUUUUUCUCAGUGUAGUUGUGUGAACCACCUUAGAACAAAAAACUUACCGGUUUCAACAAUCAGUGUAAAACUUGUUUGACCCGGUUUGAACUCCUUACUGCAAGCUUUCAGAUGUAAUAUUAGGUUGAAGGGUUGUCCCCUCCUGAUGAUCAACCGCUCCUCUGCAUACUUCUCUGUGUGGUGGCUGAUGCUGUUAUUCUUUAUGUCCAGAUCACAGAGCUCAAUGUCCAACACUGUGUGGAGAGGAAGAAAAGAACAGAAAUGUUGACAUCGAUCAAAACUUCAGUAAACAUCAACAGACAAAAACUGCGGUUUCUCGAUAAGGUUAGCAAAUAUAACUUGACAUCACCCUUUGCAGACAGUGUUACUGUGUUGUUAUAUUCCGUAUUACCCACCAUUCCACUUCACACAUUUAGGUUACUUGACCCUCAUAUGAUAGCCUUCUCAAAAAACACACUCUAUGAAGUCACACCGACAGAAACUGACAAGUUAGAAAUAAGCCUUCCUGUCAAGUACUGACAAAGGCUACACAUUUAUUCUGAAAUGUCAAAGAAAAAAGCUCGUUGUCUUCCCAACCUU
Molecule: messenger RNA, 20804 nt
Organism: Xyrichtys novacula (pearly razorfish)
Lineage: Eukaryota; Metazoa; Chordata; Actinopteri; Labriformes; Labridae
Source: the annotation of a GenBank genome assembly